UUUUAAAAUAAAAUUUUAAUUUUUUAGAAUGAUAUAACAAAUGAGCAAAUUGAUUUACUGACUACUAUUUAUAAUGGAGUAACUUCUAAUGAUACAAAAAAAUUAACUGUUGACAUUUUGAAAAACAUUUUUAAAUCUCUUGGUCAGAAUAAAGAUGAUAAGGAAUAUGAUGAUAUGAUGGAAUACCUUGACUCUGAAAAUGAUGAUCAAACAGGACUCGAGAAAUUUUUGAGUUUAUUUUCACCAAAGGGUCAAAAAGAAAACGAGACAACAAUGUCCGAAAGUACUUCAAACGAAAAAGAUAUUUUUCAUAAAUUAUCAAAUGGAAAGUCUUACAUCACUCUUAAUGAUAUAAAUAGCAUUUCAAAAUUUGUUAAGAAUACAAAAUUGUUAGGUUGUCCUAAUAAAUAUAUAGAAGCGUUUAAAAACAUAGCAAGAAAAAAAGAAAAAAGCCGUAUUACUUUUGAGGAUUUCCAAAAUUUAAUAAAUUUGGAAAACGAAAACUGAUGGUUAUGUUAAUAUAGCCAAAGAUAUAUUAUUAAAUAUUUUUACUUUGUAUCACAAUCAAUGAAAUAUAUUUUAUAUAUUACUUUUCAAAUACUGUUUAUCAAGUAUAUAUUUGAAUAUAAGUUAAGAUACAAAUAAAGCAAUUGCAAAUAUCUUUUUA
This is a messenger RNA of Daktulosphaira vitifoliae (grape phylloxera), 667 nucleotides long. RefSeq lists its product as uncharacterized. Lineage: Eukaryota; Metazoa; Arthropoda; Insecta; Hemiptera; Phylloxeridae. The transcript is spliced from 3 exons. Bases 175 to 507 code for a protein of 110 amino acids. The record is from RefSeq and is a predicted model, not a curated record.